CAGAUGCUUCGGGAAUCAUUCGUUCCCGAAGUUUAGAUUCGUCCUUAAAAAUUUUUUUGAAAGGAUUCUAUCCUCAAAAUACAUCUCAAGAAUUAGGCCUUCCUCCCUUUGAAAAAGAAGAUGUGCUUUUGGUAACUGGAAAAUUUCGUACUAUUGAACAUAUAGAUGAGAACGGUAAUAAAGCUCCUGCCCUGAAAAUAAUCUUAAACGACCUUGUUCCCAUUAAAUUAGAUCCAAAUAACGUUCCGAGUUUUCCGAUAUUGAUUAAUAUGACCGCAGUAGUAGAUGAUCCUCCCGUCAUAAGUGAUGAUAAAGACGUUACGAUGUCUGUCAUAAUGCAUGACCAUGUAGACCAAGAACCGAUAAAAAUUCAAAUUGAAUGCUAUUAUUCAGCGCUUGCGCCACAUUUAAUGCGUAUAACUGAAAUUAUUAAAAAAAAUUCUGUCCUGUAUAUUAAUGGUGAACUUAUAUUAUAUGAUGAUACUAUUUAUGUCCAUGUUAAAUCUUUAUCCUUUCCGGAAGGACAAAAAAAAGAUUCUAAAAUUUCUGCAAAACCGCCGUGGGAAUCUGAAAGUUCAACCGAAUCAAAUAAACCAUCAGUUGCUAAAACAAUAGCAGCAAGAGUAAAAAAUAGUAUCAGGAGAAAUAAAGAACCAAUCUCUUCUACGACUAACCCUUAUCCCCAGGCUAAUAAUCGUCGAAAGAUAACAGAUCUAGCAAAAGAAGCUUUAGCCAAUUCAAAUAAGUCAAGUGCAUCUACCUCAGCACCUGCUAAUAAGUCAAGUGCAUCUACCUCAGCACCUGCUAAUACUUAA
Messenger RNA from Dentiscutata heterogama, 815 nucleotides. NCBI's taxonomy places the organism in Eukaryota, Fungi, Glomeromycota, Glomeromycetes, Diversisporales, Gigasporaceae. The record is from the annotation of a GenBank genome assembly.